CUAUUAAGCGGAGAGAUGGGCACAGUGAUUUGUUGUCACCCAUGUAGCCAAAAUCCAUUCAGUCAGCGUUUGGUGUUCGUCCGGGGAGGCAGCAUGGCUUCGGUGCAAGAGCGCGGAAGCUGGGCCUCCAAGACGGAGUUCCUCUUGUCGUGUCUCGGUUACGCCAUCGGGCCUGGCAAUGUUUGGCGAUUUCCGUACCUGUGCUACCGCAAUGGAGGCGGUGCCUUCCUGAUUCCAUACCUGGUCAUGCUGUUCUUCUGCGGGAUUCCGUUGUUCUUCCUGGAGGUUUGCAUCGGGCAGUUCUCCGGACGUGGUUGCGUAACGGUGUUCAACAUUGCACCGCUGUUGAAGGGCGCUGGACUGGCGAUCGUGCUGAUCAAUCUCAUUUGCUGUUCGUACUACAACGUCAUCAUUGCAUAUCCGAUACUGUUCCUGUGGAAGUCGUUGCGAAGUCAGCUGCCAUGGGAGAACUGCCAAAACGAGUGGAAUACGGAACGCUGUUUGGAGUUGAGCGGGCCCAACAAGACCCAGAUACUUAUAGACAACAGUGGCUUGGGUGCUACGGAACGAUGGCGAACGCCAGCGGACGAAUUUUUCCACCAUGAAAUUCUACACAUUUCGGAUGGAAUCGAUUCUCCAGGAGGCAUUGUAUGGCCUCUGUUCUUUAGCAACCUAAUCACUUGGAUGUUCAUCUACGCGUGCAUAAUCAACGGAGUGAAAUCCGUUGGCAAAGUUGUCUACUUCACGGCUACGUUCCCGUUCGUGGUACUAGCAGUGCUAUUCGUACGUGGUAUCACUCUUCCGGGUGCGGUUGAAGGAAUAAAAUUCUACAUACUGCCUCAGUGGAGUCAGCUAACCAACCUGAAAGUCUGGGCAGACGCAGCGAUCCAGAUCUUCUUCUCGUUGGGCCCCGGAUGGGGUGGAAUCGUCAACAUGGCCAGCUACAAUCAGUUCAAGAACAACACCAAGCUCGAUUCUAUAGUGGUCCCUAUCGUGAAUUGCGGGACCAGUAUCUUUGCCGGAUUUGUCGUGUUCUCAGUGCUGGGUUAUUUGUCGCACCAAACUGGCAUUCCGGUGUCCACGGUUGCCACCGGCGGUCCCGGUCUGGCGUUCAUCACCUACCCGGAGGCAAUCGCGAUGCUCCCGUUCCCGCAACUAUGGGCCUCUCUAUUUUUUCUGAUGCUAUUCUUCCUUGGUAUAGAUAGUAUGUUUGUGCAGAUUGAGACCAUCAUUUCAUCGGUGUUGGACGAGUUUCCCACGCUGAGAAAAUCAAAACGGUGGAUUACACUGGGGGUGUGCUUGUUGUUGGUUUUACUGUCCUCGCCAUGCACAAUGGAGGGAGGAAUGUACCUGGUGCAGCUGUUCGACUGGUACGCGGCAUCCAUUUCCGUCAUUUUGGUGUGCAUCGUCGAAAUUGUCGCCGUGGCGUGGAUCUACGGAGUGCGGAAUUUUGUGCGCGAUGUGGAGUUCAUGAUUGACCGGACCGUCGACCGGUUUUGGAUCCUGUCGUGGAAGUUUGUCACUCCUACCAUUUUGACGUUCAUAUUCAUUACAACUAUUCUGUACAACACGGAAGCUACCUACAAUGGUGUUCGGUAUCCCAAGUGGGCUAUUGCUGUCGGAUGGAUGAGCUGCAUAUCUUCCAUGCUGUGUAUUCCAGCAUAUGCUUUGUACAAGCUAGCUUCUAGUAAAGGAUCGCUAUUAGAGAGGGUUAAAUCCAAUUUAGCUCCACGGGAUUGGGGUCCAGCUGAUGCAUUGCAGAGGACUCUAUGGCAGCAAAAUGUUGAGAUGAAGUCCGUCAAGUGAAGCCUGAAUUGCCAGCUCUAAUAUGUCUGCCUAAACUUACAAUACGUUGAGAAAUAUGAAUAAAGUAGGUUCAAUAAAAACGUCGGCCGU
This is a messenger RNA of Aedes albopictus (Asian tiger mosquito), 1896 nucleotides long. RefSeq names its product sodium- and chloride-dependent glycine transporter 1. The record is from RefSeq and is a predicted model, not a curated record. NCBI's taxonomy places the organism in Eukaryota, Metazoa, Arthropoda, Insecta, Diptera, Culicidae. Gene Ontology annotation, biological process: sodium ion transmembrane transport. The transcript has 7 exons. Gene Ontology annotation, cellular component: plasma membrane. Bases 16 to 1806 code for a protein of 596 amino acids.